AUGCCUCCAAAUUUUAACUUUACUAUCAAUUAUUUGAAUACACCAACACAUUUUGUGGUGAGAAUUUGAUAUUUCAGAUGGAUAUUCUGUUUUUGAAUACUAUUUAAAAAUUAUAUUUUUUUAGAAAGCUUCUUCAAAAAGUGGUCGACAUUUGAGUGUUUCUGUUAGUUUGAAAUCUCAAAUAUUCGCUUCAAGUUCACAAAAUCAAUCAAAAAUGGAAAGUUUUCUUGUUCCAAAAUAUACUUUGCAUGAUUUUGAAGAUGGAGAGGAAUCAAAAGUUGUUCGAAUGAUUUUCGAAAUGUCUCAAGUUCCAUAUGAUUUCAAAUUUGUUCAUCACGAUGAUUUCAUCCUUGAAGGUAUAAAUAUUUUUCGAAAAUUUUUUGAACACGUAUUGAAUUUCAGAUUAUCCUUAUUAUGCUCUUCCAAUGUUAGAAAUGAACAAUAGAAAAUUCGGAAGUAUUGUAUCGAUUUGUCGUCAUUUAGCUUGGAGAUACAGUAAGUUUUUUUUUGGAAAACAGGAGAUAAUUUCGAAAAAUUUGCAGAUUUGUCGGGUAAAACAGCUUACGAAGAUGCACAAAUUGAUGAUGUGGCAGAAAAAGUGUAUGAAGUUCGAAUUAGAAUUAAAAACUGGAUUGAUCACAUCGAACAUGCAACAGAUCAUGAAUGUGAUGUGAGUUCAUCUAAAAUAUUUUAAGCGAACUUUUCCAUUCAAAAAACCUUUCAGGAAAUGUGUACAAAAGAUGACGCUUCUCUUCUUCUCACCACACAUCUCUUUCCUAUUCUCGAGGCUAUGUUUGUCUCAACAAACACAUCAUGGCUGGUUGGGCAGCAGGUUAGUGACAGUGGGUGUGGUGUAGUGGGUAACGCGUUUGCGUUUUGUGCGAGUAGUCGUUGGUUCGAUUCCUCUCGCCACCUCGAGCGAUGACGAAUGCACACAUUUGCUUCUGACACCUCUUAUGUUAGUGGUAAAUUUCCGUUACCACGGUGAGUCCAACAGGAUCUCUGAGCUCUUUUGUAUUUUACUAUUUUUUUAUUUAUUUUUGUAACUUCUAUUGAACAUAAUCUUAUAUUUUUACAGAUAAGUUGGCUUGAUUUGUUGGUAGCACAUCUGGUUAAUCCAAUAAUAUAUCAUCGUCCACACCUAUUGGAGAAAUUCCCGAAGUUAUACCUGCACAACAAGCAAGUUGCAGAUCUUCCAAGUCUUGUUGGAUUCUUCUAUCAUGUCAGACCACGAGCCAAAUUCACUGAUACAAGUUCAAAAACAGCUGGUUAUAGAUAUAAACUCAAUUAA
Molecule: messenger RNA, 1291 nt
Organism: Caenorhabditis angaria
Lineage: Eukaryota; Metazoa; Nematoda; Chromadorea; Rhabditida; Rhabditidae
Source: the annotation of a GenBank genome assembly